This is a messenger RNA of Emys orbicularis (European pond turtle), 1743 nucleotides long. Its product is annotated as melanopsin-like. Gene Ontology annotation, molecular function: G protein-coupled photoreceptor activity. The record is from RefSeq and is a predicted model, not a curated record. Lineage: Eukaryota; Metazoa; Chordata; Testudines; Emydidae. Gene Ontology annotation, biological process: G protein-coupled receptor signaling pathway; cellular response to light stimulus; visual perception. Bases 1 to 1743 code for a protein of 580 amino acids. The transcript has 10 exons. Gene Ontology annotation, cellular component: plasma membrane.
AUGGCACUUGGAUUUGACGGUAUAUCUCCUGCAUUUGAAGUUUGUUGUUAUAGUGAUAGUUCUGGACGGGAACAUCAUCAAGGACCUUGGAAAAUAUAUUCUGUUUAUGAUAUCCUGGAUAUGGGAACUCGUCACCACACUGUGACAAAAGCAGAAGUUCCUGAUCAUAUCCUUUACAUUACUGGAACCUGUGUUCUUAUAAUUGGAUCUAUUGGAGUUAUAGGAAACCUUUUAGUUCUCUAUGCAUUUUACAGCAACAAGAAGCUGAGGACACCGCCAAACUACUUUAUAAUGAAUUUGGCUGUGAGUGACUUCCUGAUGUCUGCUUCACAGGCCCCCAUUUGCUUUAUCAACAGUUUGCACAAAGAGUGGAUACUUGGAGAAAUAGGUUGUGACCUGUAUGCUUUUUGCGGGGCGCUCUUUGGAAUAACCUCAAUGAUGACUUUAUUAGCUAUUUCCAUUGAUCGAUACCUUGUGAUCACUAAGCCUCUGCAAUCCAUGCGGUGGACUUCCAAGAAACACACAUCGCAGAUCAUUGUUAUUGUCUGGCUCUACUCGCUGGGAUGGAGCGUGGCUCCGCUUCUUGGGUGGAGUUCCUAUGUGCCAGAAGGGUUGAUGAUAUCUUGUACAUGGGACUAUGUAACCUAUUCCCCAGCAAACAGAAGUUACACCAUGAUGUUAUGUUGCUGUGUGUUUUUCAUUCCCCUGGUUAUAAUAUUCCAUUGCUAUUUAUUCAUGUUUCUGGCCAUAAGAAGUACUGGCAGGGAUGUUCAGAAGCUAGGGUCCUAUGGUCGUAAAUCCUACCUCUCGCAUUCCAUGAAGAAUGAAUGGAAGCUGGCAAAAAUUGCUUUUGUGGUCAUCGUUGUGUUUGUCUUGUCUUGGUCUCCAUAUGCUUGUGUCACCAUGAUUGCAUGGGCGGGCCAUGGCAACACUCUAACUCCAUAUUCUAAAUCUGUGCCAGCUGUUAUCGCCAAAGCUUCUGCAAUCUACAAUCCUAUCAUCUAUGCAAUAAUUCACCCAAGAUACAGGAAAACCAUUCGCAGCGCUGUUCCUUGCUUGCGAUUUUUCAUACGGAUAUCAAAGAGCGAUCUCUCAUCAGGUUCUAUAAAUGAAUCAUCAUUCAGGGCCUCUGUCUCCAGCCGUCGCUCUUUUGCCUCCAGGAACAAGAGUAGUUGUGUUUCAUCCGUUUCCACUGGAGAAGCAGCCUGGAGUGGCGUAGAGCUUGAACCAGUGGAGCCAGUUCAUAAGAAACUGCAGCCUUCCAGAAGUAACUCUUUUUCAUCAUGUCCGAGACAGGAGGAGAAGAGGGAACUGCUUCUGAAGGCCCACAGCUGCAAUGCAAUAACUGAAGAAAAGGUUUUGCUCUCCUCCAGCUACUUACAGAAGCUGCUUGGGAGGUCAGUCCUACAGAAUUUCCCUAAAGCACUUGUGACCAGUUCCUUAAAAGCAGCUUCUCUUCCUGUUGGCUUGAACAGCAUCAGCAAAGGAAGAGGCUCAGAUACCUCACAAAGGGAAACUCAAAUAAACAGAGGCCUGGACCCCAUCAUUAGUACUGCAGUCCCACGUAUCAUUGUCAUUCCUACUUCCGAGACCAACCUCGUUGAAGGACAAGAAGAACAUGAAAAUGGAGAGGAGGAAGAGACUGAUUUAUUCCACUUUCAUGGCAAGAAUAAUUUGUUGGACAUAGACGGGCUUAGCUCUUCCACAGAUUUCCUUGAAGCAUUUGAGAAGUUUCUGUCAUAA